This is a messenger RNA of Vigna umbellata (rice bean), 954 nucleotides long. It is a transcript of the gene PETC, whose product is annotated as photosynthetic electron transfer C. Gene Ontology annotation, molecular function: 2 iron, 2 sulfur cluster binding. The record is from RefSeq and is a predicted model, not a curated record. NCBI's taxonomy places the organism in Eukaryota, Viridiplantae, Streptophyta, Magnoliopsida, Fabales, Fabaceae. Gene Ontology annotation, cellular component: membrane.
CCUUAUCCAGCAACUGUAGUGUUGACAGUUGUGGUGGUCGUUUAAGAAUUUCUAACCCGAAAUCUUCACUUUACAUCUCUCUAUCUCUCAAUCUUCAUCACCAACAAGUGUUUGAGUAACCAUGGCAUCCACCACUCUAUCUCCUACAACCCCUUCUCAGCUAUGCUCCGGAAAGAGUGGGAUUUUCUGUCCCUCACAGGCACUUCUUGUGAAACCAAUGAAGAGGCAGAUGAUGGGGAAGAGCAAGGGAAUGAAAAUUGCUUGCCAGGCCACCAGCAUUCCUGCUGAUAGAGUCCCUGACAUGGGCAAAAGGCAGCUCCUGAAUCUCCUUCUUCUUGGUGCUAUUUCACUCCCAAGUGCUGGAAUGCUUAUUCCCUACACCUAUUUCUUCGUUCCUCCAGGUUCAGGUUCUUCAGCUGGAGGUACUGUGGCCAAGGAUGCCGUUGGAAAUGAUGUAAUCGCAGAGAAUUGGCUCAAGACACAUGGACCUGGUGACAGAACUCUUACACAAGGAUUGAAGGGAGAUCCUACCUAUCUUGUGGUGGAGAAAGACAGAACCCUUGCAACAUACGCAAUUAACGCGGUGUGCACUCAUCUCGGAUGUGUGGUGCCAUGGAAUACAGCUGAGAAAAAGUUCAUUUGCCCCUGUCAUGGAUCUCAGUACAAUGACCAAGGAAGAGUUGUGAGAGGACCUGCUCCCUUAUCUCUGGCAUUAGCACAUUGUGAUAUAGAUGAUGGGAAGGUGGUGUUUGUUCCUUGGGUUGAAACAGAUUUCAGAACAGGUGAUGCUCCAUGGUGGGCUUAGACUCCUUAAAGCCGUUUCUCUGUUGUCCUAUGUAUUUAAGUGUGAAAUUCAAACAAUCUGUUUUGUGUCACUACAUAAAUAUAUUUUGUAAUCAAAUUCAUAUUCUGUGAACUCAAGCUAUGGAAAGGCACCUUUUUUUUCCCGAGUAA